AACAAGAAAUAUUUCAAACGAGGCGACCUUGCUGCAAAACAGGCGGAGAAUUACAAAAAGAAACAACAGCUAAAGGAAAAAGAAAAAGAGCAGAAAUAUGGUUCUCCAUCUGGAUCAGAGGAAUUCUCAGCUCAUCCAAACAAAAAACGUAAAGGAAAUGAUGGUGAAUCUAAGCCAGUCAUGAUUCCAAGAGAGGAGGUGAUCAGAAGACUUAGAGAGCGAGGAGAACCAAUCAGGCUGUUUGGAGAAACAGAUGAAGAGGCAUAUCAAAGACAAAGGCGUAUUGAAAUGAUGGCUCCAGAAAUCAAUAGGGGAUUCAGGAAUGAUUUUAAAGCGGCUAUGGAAAGAAUUGAUCAAGAGUAUUUAGCUGAGCUUACCAAACAGGGAGAUACUGAAGCAAUGGUGAAGGCUGGCAGCUCUGGGGUCCAGUCCUCUGUUCCAACAGUAACACUAGAUGAUAUACAGGAACUGGCAAAAGGAAUGGGAAAAGGAGAUGACAAACUGGACCAAGAGGUGACACUCAAGUUUGUUGAGUUUUUGCUUCAUUUGUGGGAACAAGAUCUAAACACUAAACCAGAUGAAACCAAAAGGACAUUAGAGGCCAAGAUUGCCAGUGCCACACAUAGACAGACACAAGCCUACCUUAACCCACUCAUAAGAAAACUAAGAACCAAGAACACCCCUGUAGAUAUAAAAGAAGCACUAACAAACAUUACAAGGAAUCUUAUUGACAAAGAAUAUGUAAAGGCAAAUGAUGCUUAUCUACAGAUGGCUAUUGGCAAUGCUCCAUGGCCAAUCGGUGUCACCAUGGUUGGUAUUCAUGCACGUACAGGAAGAGAAAAAAUCUUUGCCCAAAAUGUAGCACAUGUACUCAAUGAUGAAACACAGAGGAAAUACAUCCAAGGCUUGAAGCGACUUAUGACAUUUUGUCAGAAGAAAUUUCCAGCAGAUCCUUCAAAAUCUGUUGAGUAUCAUGGGGUUGUCUGACGUAUAGCUGCUUUUACACAAACUGUGUUGUACRUGACAAUAGAUCUACUUUAUUGUGGCAAAAUGUUUUAAAUUAACAAGAGCAUCCAAUACAUUCAAAACAACUAUAUUAAUUAUAAAAUGAAAGGUAUAAUUAUAUUGGUCAAAAAACAACUGGAGUGCAGAGAUCCGGAGACUACUUUAAAAUAGUACCCCCACCACACACCAUUUUUAUUAAAAUGUAAUUACAUUGCUUAAAUAUAUUUUUACAACCAUCAAAGGUACUGAAUUUAAUUCAAGUUUCAGAAAUUGCUCUCAUUUUUGCAUUUAUCUAUAGACUGAUUGAGGUCUUUGUAAAGAGCAAAACAAAAUAAAUAAUUUAGUASGUUUUUUAUCUAAUUGAACAUGUUCUGAAAUUAAUUUUUGACUGUGGAAGCAUCCAAAGGCAUAUAAUAUGAUUAACUCUGGUGUAUAUAUUAGCUGUAGUGUA
Messenger RNA from Exaiptasia diaphana, 1456 nucleotides. Its product is annotated as pre-mRNA-splicing factor 18. The record is from RefSeq and is a predicted model, not a curated record. NCBI's taxonomy places the organism in Eukaryota, Metazoa, Cnidaria, Anthozoa, Actiniaria, Aiptasiidae. Gene Ontology annotation, biological process: generation of catalytic spliceosome for second transesterification step; RNA splicing. Gene Ontology annotation, cellular component: U4/U6 x U5 tri-snRNP complex; U2-type post-spliceosomal complex; U5 snRNP.